CUUCCCCAUACUGACUCUGCAGAUCCUCCCCCUGAUACCGGACUGGGGGCCGCCUGGACCGAGCUCUGAGCUGCUGUGUGUUCUAUUCUGGAUCGUUCAAUAUGGGGACUCACACCGGAGAUAUGGAGCUCAAUGGGGUCGGGGAGACCGCUAAUCUUCAAGGGGAGGUUAGUGUGUGCACAGAGGGGAUGUGCGAAUUGCAUCCCUUCUACUGCUUUUAGUAGAUGUGUUCUGAUUUUGGCCAGAGGAUGUACCCCGAUAUUUUAGGGGUCAUUGCAUGGUGGGGGUGGGGAGCAGGUGCUGCUCUCCAGCCUGUUGGGGGGUUGACAGUCUAUGUCACUGUGCUGGGGGCAGAAAUGAGCUAUCACUAUGAUAUAUAUAUAUAUAUAUAUAGUGCAGCUAUGUAUACAAAGUGUCCCUCUCUAGCAUUACAACAUUGUAUAUAAUGCUCUGUACACCUCUUAUAGUUAAUGUAUAUAUUUGUCCAUGUCUAUAAUAUGAGUCUGUGUACUGAAUACUUGGUACAUACAGUUCAUGAGUGCAGUGUAUAUCUAUGUACUGUGUAGUAGGAUAUAUCAGUGUUGGGGACAUUCAUUACAUGUGUAUUGUACUUAUAGGACGUUUGUUAAUAGUGACAUGCUGUGUAUAUGUCUGUGUAUGGUUAAGCAUAUUUUAUGUAUGAUAUGCAUUUUUUUAUUUGUGUAUUAUUUGUGCACUCUUUACACUUAUAUAUUAUAUCUAUAUUCUUUAUAAUUCCGUUAUUAUGCAUGUGUUAUAAUGCAUGUGUGUCUAAAAGAUUAUUUACUAAAGUGAGAAUUGUUGGAGAAUUUUUCCAGCUUGUCGCUUCUGACCGUGAAUGUGAAAUUAAUUGAAUUCACUACACAUUUCCAAGUCAUCUAUGCUUCCUGUUUGGUUAUUUUGGACUUUAUUUUAAAAUUCACUUGAAUUCCAGAAAUUCGCACAUUAGUAAUAACCUUGCUAGACCCCAGGACACACAUUGCAUCAGUAAACUAUGUGUCUUUACAAAGUAUAAGUCCGUGGUACCUAUUAGCUCAGUGAUUUGUUGGUUUAAAUUGGCACAGUCACUAUUAGGUCAUUCAAAAAGAUAAAAAAAAAAAAAAGAUAUGAGAGGAGAUAUUAGACAAAAGUAGGGGUUUCUUUGUCAUAUCAAUGCUGUGAAGAACGUAGCAUUUUUAAGAUAUCAUAUCAAUGCUGUCAUUUGUAAGAAACCUUUGCCAGUCACAUCUGUGGGUGAAGGCACCUUUACAUGCCAUCAUUUUAUUGGAGGAUCCCGCAGUCUCUGACAGACCUCUGUUUCGUACAUAAAUUACUUGAGCUCCUUUAUUUGGUUGUGUCGCUAUACACCUGAUCAGAGUCCUAGCAAAUAAACUAUAGCCUCUUUCAGAAUUUCAGAAUAUUAUUUCCCAUAGCAUCUAAUUUCUGCGCAUUCUCGGUAGACACUACUAUUAUACGGUCAUAUGGCGUCCUUCAUUGACACCCCAUGACCAUACCUCACACAGCUACGGAGGAAGGACUGGAUAUAGAAGUGAGUACUGGAGGGAGAGUGAACUUGACUUAGGCUCUGCCCUUUUUGAAGAUUGUCAAGUGUAAGGAAAUUACAGAAAACAAAAUAGCCCAUACUUUGUCUUAUGUUUUUAAAGAUAAAUUGAUCCCCAAUAAAAAAUGAACAGAUUCUGAAAGAGGUUGAGAAGAGGAAAGGAUUAGAGAAAGGUACGUUUGAGGUGGAAGAGCUGCUUUAAGUGUGCUAUUGUAGUUAUGGUGCCAGGAGUGCCCUGGCACUACCUCCCCCCUUUCCCUAUUUUAAGUAGUCAUACCAUUUUUAAAUGGUUUGACUUCUAACCUGAGGUCCACUGGGCGCCACUCUCCAUUACUAAUGCUGGAAGCUCCUAUGCAUUAAUUUUAACUUUCCUAAACUAAGCCUUGCAGUCAGUUGACUCUCGGUCAGUUAGCUAGCGCUGCAGGAUUUAGCUCAGGAGAGCUAACACAUCUUCCUGAGUAGAAGUGGAGGCAGGGAGUGGUGACAAAUGGGCCACAGGUAAGAAGUUAAACCUUUUGAAAAUAGAGGCACUUUUCUCGAAUGUCAGUGGUUAUGGUGCUUGGAGUGAUCCUUUAAGACAGACCCCAGGGAAAAUAUAUUUGGCCACGAGAAAGCGUUCUCUUCUCCCCUCGGCCACAAAGUAGAAGUGAGGAUGUCAGCUUGGGGUCUUUGCAAUAUAUGCAAAUACCCAAAAUGUGACAAUACCACUUUAAUUGUCAUAUACUAAAAAGGUAUUUGGUCCAAAUGUGUUCAUCUGAAUUAGUAUUGUUUAUGUAUUGUAAUGUUAAUAUAUCUGUGUUAAUUUUACUUCUCACACUACACCAGAGCCCAGCCAAGCUGGGGAUUUCCUUGUCUGGGCCUGAAUUUAAUCUGCUUUGUAAAACAUGCUGAGAGAGCAGCAGGCCAAACAUUGUGGACUCUUUUAUAAGUAACAUGGAUUAGCUAGUAAUUAGUAAUAUGAAUAAGUCACUUAUCUGAUCAAAACUCCCACUUUCCUAGAACACAACAUAUUCAUGAAAGUAAUUUAUUUAUAAUUGAACGGAAACCUGAAAAUUGCUUACAGUGAUGGAGAGUUAUGAAGCAAAACCCGUGCACGUAUUAGCCCAAUAGAGCAAUCAUAUCUUUUUGGAUAAAUGUGUCAUCUUUAAGGGCUUCUCCCCUUUAAACAAAGCAGAAUUCAACCUGGACUGAAUGUGUAUUUUUUAUUGCAUAUACUUGUGCAGAGCAUUUGUGUCCUUGUAUGGUAAAAAUUAGACUAUCUGAUUGAAAAAGAGGAGCUUCGCUUGGCUCUUUUGGAGCAUUUUAAUCCUGCAAUUUAAACUUUGCCAGUCCUGCAGAAUGGCAGUGUAUUAAAUUGCAGGGUUAAGACAACAUGGGCAUGGCACUCACAACAUUUGGGUCUGGGUGCCUAUAGUGUCACUUUAAGAACACUUGAAAAAUAAGGAACCUCUAUUACCAGUAUAUGAGAACAGGCAACCCCCCCAAAACCAAUGAAAAAACUAUUAAAUCAUUAACAUAAAACCAAGAACAUUAAUUUUUCUCCAUUAAAGUGAUUCUCUAGUGCCAGGAAAACAAACCCGUUUUCCUGGCACUGUAGAAUCCUGGAGUGCCCCCCUCCCUCUCGCCCCCCAUCCGACAUCGCUAAAGGGGUUAAAACCCCUUCAGUCACUUACCUGAAUCCAGUACCCAUGUCCCUCGGCGCUGGUCAGGCUCCGCCCAUGCUCCUUCCCCACCGACGUCCGGCGGCAUGGGAGACCUAAUGCACAUGCACGGCAUUGGCCACGCACGUGCAUUAGACCUCCCCAAAGGAAAACAUUCAAUGCUUUCCUAAGGAGGUCCCCAUGCAUAGCGUGCAGGGCCGGAUUAACAUAGGAGCUGAUGGAGCUGCAGCUCCAGGCCCAGGCCCAUGCUAUAGGCCCAUUUUACACACUACUCUUGGGUUUGCCACCUGACUGGUAUUUUACCAGCACAGCCGGUAUUUGGGGCUGCCUGGCCAUGCCGGUAUUUUUCUCAGUAUAAAUGGAGAUUACUCUGCAAUACCAACACCAGCCAGUAGGGGUCACUGUGUGUGGAGAGAGGCAGGGAUAGGAAGUUACAGCAUAUUCAGACAGCAGCUCCCAGUCUGCAGACAGACAACAGCUCAGGGAAGUGAAGGAUGGAGGGGAAACGCAGCAGGGAAACAUGGGGACACUGAGACACUAGGGGACACUGAGACACUUGGGGACACUGUGAGACAUAGGGACAUUGGGAAACACUAGGGACACCGUGUCUCCAUGUCUCCCAGUGUCCCCAUGUCUCCCAGCUAAUGUCCCUAGUGUCUCAGUGUCCCCACGGCUCCCAGUGUCCCUUAGUCUCCCAGUUUCUGUGUCCCCAUGUUUCUCAGUGUCCCUAGAGUAUCAUUGUCCCCAUGUAUCCCAGUGUCCCCAAAUAUCUGUCUCCCAGUGUCCACGUGUCUCCCAGCCAGUGUCCCUAGUGUCUCAGUGUCCCCAUGUCUCCCAGUGUCCCUAUAUCUCCCAGCCAGUGUCCCUAGUGUCUCAGUGUCCCCAUGUCCCCCAGUGUCCCAAAAUGUUUCAGUGUCCCCAUGUCUCCCAGCCAAUGUCCCUAGUGUCUCAGUGUCUCCACGGCACUCAGUGUCCCCUAGUCUCCCAGUGUAUGUGUCCCCAUGUCUCUAAGUGUCCCCAUGUCUUCCAGUGUCCCCAAAUAUCUUUCUCCCAGUGUCCAUAUGUCUCCCAGUGUGUGUAUCCACAAGUGCCCCCAUGUCUCCCAGUGUCCCCAAGUGUCUCAGUGUCCCUAUGCCUCACUGUGUGCACAUGUCUCACUGUGUCCACAUGUCUCUCAGUGUCCCCUAGUAUCCUAGUGACAAGGGAAACACUGAGACAUGGGGACAGAGGACACUGAGACACUGGUAGACUAGGGGACUGGGCGUCCAAUUCUUUGGACAGACAUGCCCCCUUUUUGGGCAUGUUCGCCCCUUUUGGUAGUUCUGGUCACGUGAUUCGCGUCAGUGGCCCACCCUUUUACCUCGUCCAUUGACUUCCUGCUUCACUGGACACUGCUGUUAGUGAGUUUACUUGAAAGAUGAAAUCAUACAUUAGAGAGAGAUUAACAUAGAGUAUGUGUUUUCUUAUAGCUGCAUCCUUUGAGUUUCCCUCCAACACCAUCUCCAUCAGAUACAUGACGCUUGGGAGGUAUGACUGUUUUAGUGUUUUUGGUCGAUAAGAUUCUGUAAUUAGGCCCCAUCAUAAUUGUCAGCACCAGGCCCACUGGGCUCUUAAUCUGGCCCUGGUAGUGUGAGGACGUCCAGUGUCGUUUAGACGACCAAAAGUCGAUGGGCUGAAGUGGUCUGGAUGCCUUCAGUGUCCCUUUAUUCCCUUUACUGACUCAUACUUCCGAAUCGAGAUAAGGCACUCAUUUCUAUUGAACAGACACAUCAGACUUGUAAAUCACUCCAUCACGUCAUAUGUUAAAUAUGGAGAUUCAGUGCCAAUGUCUGGUCAAAAUGUCUUAUUUUUUUCACUAACCAGUGCAUUGAUCUGAACUGACAAGCAGAUCGCAAGAAUUGCCAGGGUUUGCAGUUUGUAUCGCAAUUAGCCUCACUUCACUGUUUAGUAAAUAACCCUUUUUCUGCUAAGUAAAGGAAAAUAUCUAGUUGGAUGAAACAUCUCCUUACAUAACAUUUUUUGCAUCUGUUUAACCAAUUAAAGAGCAUCACCUUAAGUAUAGCUAUAGGUCUUGAAAGAAGGUCAAACACCUUGUUUUUUUUUUUUUAAAUUGCAGGGGUAAAGAUAGAAGUUAGUAAUGAGUUUAUUUUUGAAGUUGGAAGGAGGUGCCUUCAAGUGAAAAAGAUAAAGUUUUAUAUAUAUAUAUUCUCUAAGACAGCAGUCAGAGUCACCCCAUGGCACAUAAGUCAGCAGAACUCUGCAGACAACAAUAACUCUUGUUCUAUAAAACACUCAAGACAUAAAAAGUAAUUACAGUGUGCUGUAAAGGCUAUGGUGUCAGGAGCACCAUGGGGUACCUCAAUGUAAGUGGUUAAACCACUGAGGUUUGCAGGACACCAGUAACAAACUCCUACUUGUGGUGCAGGGCUUAGCUCAUGCCUGUGGCUUGGCUGGUGCUGGGUUUAUCUGGCCAUGCAUGACAGUUCUUGGCUUAUACUGGUGGUGCAGAUCUUAGCUCAUGGUCAGGGCUCAGCUAGCCAUAUGUGACAUUUCUUAAAGGGACAGUAUAGUCACCAACGCAACUUUAGCUUAAUGAAGUAGUUUUGGUGUAUAGAUCAUGGCCAUGCAGUGUCAUUGCUUAAUGUCUCUGCCAUUUAGGAGUUAAAUCACUUUGUUCAUGCAGCCCUAGUCACACCUCCCUGCAUGAAGAAGAAAAGGAAAGUAACCGUGCCCAAAGAUUAUGUACAGAACUUAAUACGUACACAGGUCUUUGGAAAUUAUACAAGUACUGGACCUCAAAUAAAACAGAAGAAACAAUAAUAGUGCAAUACAGUAUGUACAGUAAGCGCGUGAUGUGUGAUCUUGUGUGAUUACACUCACAUUUAAUUGAUCUAUCUCAGAGCUCAGGUGUUUCAGCGCAUGGACGGAACAAUCCCCGUCUAAGGAUAUAAGUUGGUAUAGGCAGAUCUCAGUGCAUGUCACUUACACAGCCUUCCUACACACUUCCUGUAAAGAGUCAUCUAAUAUUUACACUUCCUUUAUUGCAAAUUCUAUUUAAUUUUGAAUUUCUUAUCCCCUGCUAUGUUAAUAGCUUGCUAGACCCUGCAGGAGCCUCCUGUGCUUGAUUAAUGUUAAAUUUACACAAAACAAAGGGAUUAGGUGCUCACUAUAGUGAUAUAUACAGUGAAAGUGGGCGGCAGUGACCAACACAAGGAUUCCCAACCUUGUAAUAGAACAAUUGUGAACAAGAAAACAAAAGGAAACCGUGCCCUUACUAUGGUACAAAUAUACGUACUCAAGUCCUUAUGAUCGUGAUUUUUUCACAAUUAACCUCAAAGAGAAAAUACACAGAGUAAUAGUGUAGUACUGUAAAUACUUCAAGUGAUAAGGAACAAAUAGAUAAAUGCACAUUCACAUUUUACCAGAGCUACUACAGAGCUCUACUGUUGUUGCGCCUAGAUGGAAUUAUCCCCGUCUCUGGAUUAGUUUGAAGUGGUCAACGUCUUGGUGGUCUCAAACAAAUAACAUAUGGAGAAACAUAGAAAUCCUCAUAGUGUAGUAUGUAGUAAUACCUUAAGGAUAAUAAAUGAAUAUAAAGUAGCGUACUCACAUGUACUAGAGCGUGCCUCGCUCUAGUUAGUAAAGCAUAGGUGGUAUAAUCCCCACCACAGCAGCAUAUAAAAACUUUGAAAGUAAGUUACAGCCAGUUGAAAGUGUGUCUAGGGUUGCAUAAACAGAAACAGAAGUGAUUUAACUCCUGAAUGGCAGUGAAUUGAGCAGUAAAAUUUCAAGGGCAUUAUCUAAAACCGCUUCAAUAAGCUAAAGUUGUUUUGGCGACUAUAAUGUCCCUUAACUACAUUACAUUAUUUAGAAAUCAGUAUGUCUAAAUAAGUACAUUUUAGUUGCAUAUAUAAUUGUUAGUAAGUCACCUAAAAUUUCUCAGAACAGCUUACCCCUGUCCACACCCCAUUAACUACCCUAAAAUUAAAGUGACCCUCUUUUACUUUUGAACUGUUGGGAGACAUGCUAAAACCUGCCAUAAAGCGAGACAGAGAAUCAACUGCAGAGCAACAUAGGCUUUUUACAAAGCAAAGAUUUACAGUAGUAGAUAAUGUCCAAAUAACAGUAAGUGUUGUCGGUUAACAUUCUCAUUAAAAAAAUAAAAACAUUUUAUAAGUAACAGUUGGAGCAUUUAGUAAAAUUUUACUGAAAUCUGUCCCAGGCAAAAUGCAGCAAAAAUGUCCAGCAUUUCCAGUUUUGGCUUUAGUUGAGCUUGUGGAUGUGUUUAAAUAGAUACUUUAAGAUGUCCUUGGAAUAAGUGGAAAGUUUGAUGAUUUCUGUUGAGUUCACGCAGGGUAGCUGUGGUCUAGAUGGGCGUGCAGGUUUCCAAGAGGAAGUGGGAGAAGGGUGACACUUUUGCAAUUCCGACGAAAGAUAAACAUUUAAGCUGGUGGAAAAAAUUGGAUAUACUGAUGGGAAAAGUUGUUACACAGUAGCUGUAAAAUAUAUUUGUGUGGUGUGCCACACUACAAGAACUCCAUUAAAUACAUGUGCUUUUCAAGAAUUUUUUUUUUUUUUCUCCCUUGAAAUAUUAUUCUUUUGUCCCAUUGAAUACAAUUUUGAAAUGUAUAUUUGCAACUGAAAUUUUGCAUUGUGAAUAAUGUGUUAAAGAACAUUAAGAAUACAAAUAUUUAUUUGUAACAUUAGAGUGCUCAUUUUUUACUUUAGAUUCAGGGUCCCCAUGGUUAAAAUAAAAAAAUAUAUAUUUCUAAAUAUACUCUUAUUCCAGUUUGGGACAAGCUCCUGCCACACAGAGAUCGGCAGGAUUAAUAGGAAGCAUUAGCUGCCUUCAGCACAGUCAUUCUGUGUGUGUGAUGCCAAAAGUGAAAGACAGGCACUGGAGGUUCUAACAGCCACACACGUGUAUUCUUGGACCAUUGUGAACAUUGCUGUUUUGCAGAAACAGCUAUGUUUUACACUGUCCAAUAAAAUGGACAGUAUCUAUACACCAAAACUACUACAUGAAGAGUUAUUUGUUUUGGUGCUUAGGGUUCCUUCAAAACCCCAUAGCAGAAUUUGUCUUUCAUAAUAUAUGAAAUCAUUACAAAUACUCUACUACCUAUUUAUAUUUAGUAUUAAAGGAAUACUGUAGACAUUAAAGCAACGUAAUCUUAUUGAAGUUGUUAUAGUGCCUUAAAUAUCCCCAUCUCUGUUCCUAUCCUCCAAUUCCGUCUAGUGCAUCAGCUUGAAGGCUUGAAAGCGCAGCUUAAAGCCAUGCCUUGGAGAGCCGGGGACAGUAACUUCCUGGCUCUCAUACUUAUUAAUACUGUUAUGUUGAUGCUUAGAAGCCCCAAACCAUUGUUAAUUCAGCUCACCUUCACUCAUUGUCAAUAAGCUCACCUCUUGUGAACACACACAAUGCUUACAUGCGCAGUGACGCUUUCAUUACUUCUCAUAGCUGAUUAUUGCUUUCAAUGAUUCACUAUAAAUUGGUUUUCAUUGGUGCAUUGUGGCAAGAGCUUCGUAUGUGCACUAGGGACUGCAAUGCUUCUUAAUGAGAUGCAUUUGAUUGGACCAAUGUCAUGUGACUUCAUGACAUCACAAGGGGCAGUGUAAAUAGAUGUACCAAUUGAAACCUUUUUUAAGUUGGAAAGAUGCUGCAAAGCUCCUGGAAUAUAAAAUAGAUCAAAAGUAUUUUAAGAACUUAACAAACACAGUACGGUGUUCCUUUAAAUGUCUACAUUCUCAAAUAUAUUUUGACCUGCUGUAUGAAAUAAAGGGUACCUCAUAAGUUAAUACUAACUCCCAGGAAUAUUAAAAGUUCCUGGCAUGUUAUACAGUAUGUUUCUAUAGUAAAACUAUUCUCCAUUCUAAUAUUACAUUUUGGCUCCGUACUCACAGGUUGUUUAAAUACCAUAAUGCCAGGCUUUAAGGACUGCAUUUGGCUCUUUUGAGUUUUAUUGCGCCUAGCAUAUAAGCAUUAUGUUGACUCCCAGUAAUAAGCAGUAGAUAACAACAGCUCUGUGUAAUCAGCAUCUAGUAAAAAGAACAAAUACGUUCUAGAAUAAGUGAGCCCCACUACUCUGCAUGUUGGCUAAUUACAUAACUGCGGUGUAUGCGGCUUAUGCAUAUAAUGUAUAAGGCUGAUUGUAAGAGCAUUGCAUAAUGGUUGGCAAAUAGCUGGAUCUAUCUUUGGUUUCCAGCUGGUUCCUUUUUGCCAAGACAAAACACAUCUGCGUCACAGGUUGUUGUUAAAUAUGUACAGGCAAAUUCUUUAGGGUGUAAUAGAGGCUUAAAGAGACACUCCAGACUCAUAAAGCACUUUAGCUUCCAGUGAAGCUAUAUGUGUGUCUUAUUUAUUUAAUUUAGCAAAAAGUACAGAUUUCAAUAGAAAUUUACACUUUUAUAAAUUAACCUGGUUACACCCCAUUGGCUUUCAAAAAGUCAACAUCUCCUGUUACUUUCUGGUUUGGUUACCUCAAUGAAGCUACAUUUAAGAAGCAGCAAUUGCUCAUAGCACCUGCCUUGCAAAUACUUCUCAUUGUACUGCAUUGGGAAGUCUGUGAUUGGAUAGCCACAGAAAGUCUGGGCUGGGUUAGAAGGGGAGGUGGCGUGCAAAGUCAGAACUGCAACAGAUACACAUAUACAAACACUGCUAAACAUGCAGAUACACAGACACACAAAUGGAAAUACUGACACAUACAGUUGCACAGAUACACUGACACACAAACAGACAUACAGAUAUGCACACUGACACACAUACAGAUGUAGAGACACAAAAAUGCAAAUAUUGCCACACAUGCAGAUACAGUUACAAACACUAACACACAUACAGAUAGACAGUUAGAAUGACACACACUGACACACAUAUAGAUACACAGACGCAGAGAUAAAAACACAGACACACAUGCAGAUGCACAGACACACGCACAGCUAACAGUUUGCUAUCUUAAUCUGAAGUUCUCCUUGGGUCACUCUUUGCUUUUCCUCUUCUUGUUUGCAGAGCCAGAUGCUCCUGCUGGUGAAACUCGGCCAAUGACCUAAAUCGUGAUCCACUAGGCUUAACUCAGACAGUAGUAGAGGUAGCAAGUAGCAUCUGGUGGACCUCAGUUAAGAUGUCACACCGGUUUGACUACUUCCAUUUAAUCAAUCCUGGCAUACCCAUUACAUCACAUUGGAAUAGAUAUGGUACAUGGAUUGUUCCUUUAACAGUAGAAAAAUGUUUCAAAUUUGUAUUCACUUUAUCACAACUUACCAUUUAGUAUAUAACCCCCUCCAUUUACUUUCAGAUGAAUGCCUUUAACCGUACCCAUAGCUCUAGCCAAACAUUUUAACUUCCACUUUAAGAAAAUGUUUGAGGAAAUCAUUUUCUUUUUUGGGACUUUCAGGAAUGUAUUGCGGAAAAUGUAAACAUUAAACAACCGACAAAGAUGUGGAUGACUUGCUCACUGUUUAGAGUGUGUUUCUUAAAUUGAAAACUGGCAGCAGUGAAGGAUUUAAGGAUUACCAAGCAGUUACAGGUAAAACCUAAAUCACUGCUGGUUAUAAGGACUGAUUUAAGAACCAUCAGAAUAUUUGGCUACCUUUUUUAAAUUUUUUUUUUAGAACACAUUUUUGUGCAUAGAAAAUUUGAUUCCAGUACAUAAACAAUGUGACAGUAGAAUUCCGUAUAUCAAUAAGGAAAUCUUAAGCAGUUUAGGUGUAGUUCAUGGCCCUCAAUCUCACUGGUCACAUCUCUGCCAUUUAUGAGUUAAAUCACUUUGUUUAUGCAAACCUAGCCACUCCUCCCUUGUCUAAAACCAACACCGCUUUCCUACGCACUUCUUGGAAACCAGUUAUAAUGUUUUAGAUACCCUUAUUGCACAGUAUGUUUAAUUUAGAAUUUCCUAUCUUUUGCUCUGUUAGCCUAUGCAACUAUGAAAAGGAUAGACAACACUAUACAUAUUGAGCCCAAAAACAUGGGUUAGAAUUUUUUUGACAUUCUUUAUAUUGGUACUGCAUGCAUCAGACAACAAGCAAGUCAUGACAUAACUUCUGAUACAUACUGGUCAUAGAAGAAUAUAGCAUGGGUCAAAAUUACAGCACUAUUUUUAAAGAAAAUAAUAAACCUAAGAACCACGUAUACAUGCUAGACAGAGGAAAGGAGACAUGGAGGAUACAAAAGUAUUAAGCGGUUCGCUAGUUAUGAUUAGAAAGUUAUACUGACAAUCAAUUCAGACAGGAAAACCUAUAUCACAGGGUUUGCAUAAAUCAAAAAUCAUAAAGAAAAGGUUAAAUCUGCAGAGUAAGAUAAGCAUAAUAAAAGCCUGCGGCAGUAGGUGAGUCCAGUCAGUGGCACAGUGUAUGCAUAAUGAAAAUAGCUGCCACUGGCCCAUACAGGAGAUCAGCCGAUUCCCAAAUGUAAGGUGAGUCCCUGACGGUCCCCAAGUAGGCCUCCAGAGUCCCAGGUUCCCACAGCGGUAAAUAUAUCCGGAAUCUGCCACUAACUAGCCACUAGGCUUCUGUAAAGUGGAGGUAGGGCAAGGGCAUUAACCCUUUGAAACCUCUCUCAGAUAACAGUGGUGUUUGCUUUGAAGCGUUGGUAAAUCAUGUGCUGCUGUAGUAGGUCUAGGUCCUGUUUCUGGGUAAAGUGUCAGCAUGGCCUUCUGGGGUAGAAGUGCUCGUUUUAUAGACUCUUGUCGGGUUUCGAACAUCAGUCAGAAGUUUGAGAAUAAGGAGCAAAAGGCUUCAAGAACAUCCCAUUGACGCUCAGUGGGUGGUGCCUGCCACAUGGCCACUGCCAAAUCAACCGCAUCUGCCAUCAUGUAGGAGGGCAGGAGUGUCCUCAAGGUUCCUUUGAACCGACUGCCAGAGAUUAAAGGUGCCGGGAGUGUUUCUUUAAAGCCCUGAAUGGUCAUACAGUCCUUUAAGGGUAAAUCUAAACCUUAAAGGACUGUAUGACCAUUCCUAUUGCCAAAGACAUAGUUUCAACAAAUUAAUCUGUUCAAAAAGUCCAAGCUUGAAAUUACAUGGCUAUGUAUCUAUCUGUCGUGUAACAUCUCAUGAGACAAGAGGUAGCAGAGGAAAUUGCAGGUGAUGGCAGAGAGAAUUUAUAGUGUGACUGCAGUGAUUAAUACCAUGUGAAGGGAGGAGAUGAUUGACUGUGGUUGGAAACAGCUGAAUGAGUCAAGGUGUAUAUAUGUUUGGUGUCAAUUAUGCCUAGAUCAAGCAUGUCAAACUCAGUCUAGCACAGACCAAAUAAACAAGGUUUAAGUUUAAAAAAAAAAACCUUACAUUUUCAUAGAAACGUAGGUUUAUUUUUAAAAGUACCGUAUAAAAAAACAGCGCACCCCUCUACUAAACCACAGCACCCCCUCUACUAAAUUCAAGUCCCCCUCAUAUACUAAAUCCCAGUCCCCCCAGCAUAUACUUAAUCCCAUAUACUAAAUCCCAGUUCUCCCCAUAUACUAAAUCCCAGCCCUCCCCCUAUACUAAAUCCCAGCACCCCCCUCUAGCCAACAAGCAGGCUCCACUGACAUUGCCAGUAUGCGACUUUGGAGUCUGGCCUCUGGUAUACCCUAAAAGGCUCCGUCUGCACCCUGUGUCAAAGCAGACCCUCCCGCUACUUCUUGAAACCCUGUGAAGCUGGAGCACGUCAACGUCACAUCGAAAUGUGAUGUGGCGUUGAGUGCCUCCGUGCACCUCCAGGUACUCCACUGUCUAACAGUGGCCAUCGCAACACUGACCGACACAGAAACACUCACUGACACACACACACACACUCACUGACAGACACACACAUUUACACAUUCUUGCACACAUUCACAUCAGUUUAUUGCUCCCUAGCUUUGGGAGCUGGUGUGCAGCGUCUCCCUGGAGAUCCCUAUCUCCCUAUCUGGAGAUCUCCUUACUGCCCCCUCGCGUGCAGUUUAGUGAUGCUGGGUGCCAGAAUAUGACAUCGUAUUCCUGCACCUGGCAUCACUACAGACGGCACGUGCGAGGGAGCAAUGAGGAGCAGGAAAACCUCUCCUCCCUUGCCGGGUAAAUUUUUAGCAGAGUAGGCACCUGCAAUGUGGAGAAAGCAGUGUUAACACUAAGCAUGUACUCGCUGUUCGCCGGGCCGCAAAGAUGUUCAUUGCGGGCCGCGAGUUUGACAUGCUUGGCCUAGAUGAAUACCUUAUGGUUUCUACUUUAUGAAAAAUUCAAUGAUAGUUAUACUUGGUCUCUGUAACUGCUUUUAAACUUAGAGGUAAAAGGAAUCAAACAGUAUUCAAUUUGUCAACUAAUAUUUUUUGUCAAAAAUAGUGGACAAACAUUUUGGAGAUUUAAUUGACUAAAACUAGACUAAAACUAAAUGGAGAGACACCUAGAGGGGCUGGGGGGACACAGAGGGGCAGCGGGAAGUGUCAGAAGAGACAGACCAGUGCUUUUGAGAGAGACACCUGGGGCGGCACAAAGAUACAGAGUGGCUUGGAAAGGGGCAAAAGAUACAAAUAGAGGCUUUAACUAACCCAUUAGAUUUUAGUGGUGCUGACUAAAAUUUACUGGAGAAUUAGUCGACUAAAACUAAAACAAUUCAGAUGACUAAAAAACAACUAAAAUUAACUUGAAAUUUGCCGCCAAAAUUAACACUGGUACCAAACACCUAGCAGAAUGUGGUCUAAAUGCACAGUUAACGGUGCUCCAAUUUGCUAGGCCUGUCCGAUAUGUUUGAGUCCAUAUCAUGCUCUCUGUGUACAGGGUUUUUGAGGCAAUAAUAUAGUUUUAAAAUUAUUUUUAUUCUGUGUGUUGCAUCCUAUGUUUUACUUUAUGCUGCUGGAAUCUGUGAAUCCAAUGCUUUCCUUUUCUCCUUUAUAAAUAUAAUACUUUUUGACCUUUCUGACAAUAACAUGUCCGUUUUAUGACAACGUGUAACGUUUUACCAAGAUAUUGCAGUUUCAGUAUCUAUUCAGAGAUGCAGAAUGAUUUAAUGCAGUAGUGGGUAACGCCCGUCUGCAUAUUACAAAGCCCCAGACUAUGUAACCUGAGCAGUUUAUGGCAAACUAUUUUAGUGUUACCAUGGUAUUAUUUAAACAGCUGCGUACUGCUGGGAUAAUGCUGGGAUUUCCCAUUAUGUCACUCAGUGUAGGGCUCUCUCUAGGAUUCAAUUGUAGCACUCCUCAGUAGUUUGGCAUCAUCCUGCUUCAAAACUCCGAAACACUAUUAAAUGUGCAGUGUACAGUGAUUUGAUGGGUUUAUUCACUAAACAGAUCUGCAGAAAAUGUAAAAUCAAUUUUGAGGUUAUACUACAAUUGUAGGGGGGUCUUCUUUUUAUACAUAGCAUUUAGUGGCGUCUUACUAAAUGAGUUCUUCUACUUUACUGUGAAUUUUCUAUGGAAGAUUCUUGGUUGUGUAAUCAUAUCUGCAAACUGUCCCAGAUGCAACUGCACAGUCACAAUUUCUGUAUACUUCUCAAGUGUCCAGAGGCGUGUCUACUGAAAGUGCUCCCCUUACCUGCAAUGUCCAAACAUCUGACACCCAUUAUUUGAGAACUUUGUCAUAAAAUUAGCUUAAAGGAACACUAUAGUCACCUACAUUACUUUAGCUAAAUAAAGCAGUUUUAGUGUAUAGAUCAUUCCCCUGCAAUUUCACUGCUCAAUUCACCAUCAUUUAGGAGUUAAAUCACUUUGUUUCUGUUUAUACAGCCCUAGCCACACCUCCCCUGGCUAUGAUUGACAGAGCCUGCAUGAAAAAAAAAACUGGUUUCACUUUCAAACAGAUGUAAUUUACUUUACAUAAUUGUAUCUCAAUCUCUAAAUUGAAAUGUAAUCACAUACAGGAGGCUCUUGCAGGGACUAGCAAGCUAUUAACAUAGCAGGGGAUAAGAAAAUCUUAAUUAAAGAGAACUUGCAAUAAAGAAAGCCUAAAUAGGGCUCUCUUUACAGGAAGUGUUUAUGGAAGGCUGUGCAAGUCACAUGCAGGGAGGUGUGACUAGGGUUCAUAAACAAAGGGAUUUAACUCCUAAAUGGCAGAGGAUUGAGCAGUGAGCAUGUACUAUACACCAAAACUGCUUCAUUAAGCUAAAGUUGUUCAUGUGACUAUAGCGUCCCUUUAAAAAAGUCAAGCUGUAUGUAUGUAAUGUGUGGUGUGUGCUGGAAGUAUGUGAUGUAUGUAUUUGUGUUCUGUGUAGCUCACUUUGUAUGUGUGCGGAGAGUGACAGAAUGGUAAGGGGCUGUGUUAAAACACGGCCCAAAUGCACAGUAAUUGGCAUUUUUCAAUAUAACAUUUACCCUCCUGCCAUUUAGCCACAUUGGAUUGGCUAAAAAUCAGCCAUUUCAAUUAUGUCACAAAGGGGGCGGGACCAACAAAGGUGGACCCGGGCGGCGCUGGAAAUAAGGUGAGUUUUAAACUUUUAUAGGAGGGUUAAGGGGGGACAAGCCACCUAUAUGGUGGGUUUAGCACUAUAGGGUCAGGAAUACAUGUUUGUGUUCCUGACCCUAUAGUGAUAAUGCUGCUGUGGAGCUUAAAGGAUUACUAUAGGUUCAGGAACACAACCACCUUAUUUCCAGCGCCACCCAGGUCCACCUGUGUUGGUCCCGCCCCCUUUGUGACAUAAUUGAAAUGGCCGCUUUUUAGCCAAUCCAGUGUGGCUAAAUGGCAGGAGGGGGUAAAUGUUAUAUUGAAAAAUACCAAUUACUGUGCAUUUGGGCCAUGUUUUAGAUGUCUGCGAUAGUUCGCUGAAAUUCCAGGUUCCCCAGAAAGCGUCUAAGCCACUAAGUGUAGGUGGCCUUGUGCCAUCAUGGGAUGAUGUUGGCCCCAGGGAUCCGAGAGAAGGUCUGGACUAGAAGGUAGGAGGAGUGGAUCUUGCCACCAUAGGUCCAGGAGAUCUGGGAACCAAACUUGGCCCUGCCAGAGAAGAGGACGAUAGAGACCUGUUGUCAGCAAAUUUGUAAGAGCCCCCUGAAAAUCAUUGCAAAUGGAGGAAAAGCGUAAGCCCCUAGUCUCGGCCAGUCCUGCAGGAAGGUGUCCACUGCUAAGCACUCUGGGUCCGGGAGCCAGCUGAAGAACCGUGGAAGUUGAUAGUUCAUCCGAGAUGCAAAGAGAUUCCCUCAACUGUGAGAUGUGAAGGAAAAUUGACCUGAGAAGUCGCCAGUCGCUGGCAUCCCUCCAAUGUCUGGAAAACCAGUCUGCUGUAAAAUUUGAUUCUCCUGGGAGGUAUUCGGCCCGCAGAGUAUUGUUGCGUUGAAAGCAAAAUCUGUAGAUGUCCUUUGUCACUCCGGAGAGAGUGCGUGAUCUGGCCCCGCCCAGGCAGUUGAUGUAUUGGACUGCAGAGAUAUUGUCCAUUCAGAUGGCCGGCCAGGCUGUGGAUAGCGUAGGAGCCUGCUAUCAACUCCAGGCAAUUGAUAUGGAAGGUAUUCUCCACCGACAUCCUUGGGCCGCCCGUGGAGGUGGUCGGGCCUGACUUGCCCCAACCCUGAAGGCUCGCGUCCAACUCCACAAUGAAGACUGGAGUGGGGCCGAAGAUUGCCUUGCCGUUCAAAGCGGACAUGUGGAGGAGCCACCAUCAGUUCUUCCUUGACCUCUGAGGUGAAUGGAAACAUCUGGUUGUAAGAGGAGUGACUUCGUAGAAAUUGAGCUUUCAGACACUGCAUGGCCCGGUAAUGGAGAGAUUCUGGUUAGAUCGCCUGGAUGAAGGCUGAAAGUAGACCUACAAUCCGAGUUAACAUGUGAAGAGGAACAUAUUCCUGAUGAAGAAUUCUGUGUAGUUCCUUCCAGAUUGCAUAUCUUUUUUUUUUUUUUUCGUGCAGAGGUUAAACAUGUGGAUGUGCACUGCCACAACAGCUGGUGCAACCAGGUUUGGAUUCACACUUAAUCGGAUGGCAUAAUAGAAAAACAUUGCACUUUGCACAGAUAAGUAAGCAGGAUUAUGUCUUAGGUUUCAUAAAAACAAAGGGAAGUUGCUUGGUUCACAGAUAGGCUUCACCUAGUAGUCACAAUGAGAGUAACGGUCAGGCUAGAACAAUACAUUACGGAAUGGAGCAUCGUUAAGCCUGGUAUGUAGCUUAAUGUACUAAUGGGAGUUACGUGCUCCAAAAGUGAGUUGUAACACGCUGCCUUCGAUCAGUAAUGCACGCCAGUUAUACCACUAGAUUCUGUACUACGGGGUAAAGAACUGCACAACAUGCUAAGUCACAUCACCCAUACAGCAAUGUUUGACAAGGGAGCUAAGUAAAAUUAAAAGUAAAUAAGCAGAAACAAAACAUAAUAUAUCCUUUCUUAACAAUGAAUUAAGGGUCUCUUAUCAGGCAUGGCUCGUUGCUCUGUAUCUCCUAUGGAUAAUAGGGAGCUCCGGUAAUAGGUUUGGGGUGUCUGGUCAUCUGAUCCCCAGCAGCGGCAGAUGUGGUAUAAGUGUAGGGAAGUCCCAGAAAGAGUCCCGCCCCUUCGCUCAGCAUAUACCCUCCGGUGUCACUGCCGCUAUUUCCUCCAGCCCCAACUUGAUGUCAUGUUCGUCUGCUUACGUAUGUGAUGGGAUGCUGGUGAGUGAUCUGGAUGGGACCUGCUGCUUGCGGUUUGUCGGUGUCCUGCCCCCAGUGUACGGGUGCUGCUUGGGUAGGCUUGCCGGCUCAUCGUGUAUCCUGAGUUGGUCUGUGGCUUGGGGAGGGCCGGUUGUGUCUCUCGCGGCACCGCCGUGGCAGCCUGGUGUAGUCGCAUAGUUUUGCUUGUUGGCGGGAAUCGGCGCCUGCCGCGCCUUCAUUUUUUUGCAAGCUAUGUUUGGUGAGGAGCUUUUCUGAGGCAAGUUUGGGACAGCAAUACCAGCGGUAAGUUUCCAGCUGGGUUACGAACAGCGGCCUGUCGUUCCUCAAGUUUCCUCCAAAAGGCCUAGAAUAUUUUGUUCAGUCACUUCAGGGUCUCCGACUCCUAUGUAGUUUUGACAGGCCGGGGCUGACGCAGCUGCCACGGUACCUGCAGGCAUCCCUCAGGGACCGGGAUGACCCCCGCCGGUCCAUAGGGGAGGGGGAACAGAGACCCUUGUUCAAAGUUUCUGCCAGUGAUGGUGGCGGUGGAGCGGCUGUUUCCCUCGCGCCUAUCAUGCUGGUAGGCAGCAAGCGGUGUUUCGGUUUAUUUCGCGGGGUAUGCUGCAUAUUUGUUAUCGGCUUUUUGAUCUCGUUCUGACCGCUCCAAUGGUGGCCCCUAUAGUGCCCUUGGGGUUCGAUGGACACUUAAUUGGGGUAAAAUUGGCCUCCAGGAGUGGGAGCAGCUCUACCUUGCAUCCGCUCGGCUCAGCAGUCAGGCCCCGCCCCCAAUAGCUGAUAUCUUUGAUUGUGGCAGGCGGAUGACACAGGUAGAAGUGUCUAUCUCGAAACCUAGGAAUUCAGUCACCUGGGUAAGGGAAACUCAUGUAAAAUAAAGGAGGGAAAAAAUAUAAAGGGAAAGUAUAAGUAUUAGAAAAAAGAUAUACCUCAGAAAAUAGAGAUAAAAUAAGUGAAACAAUAAGUGACAGAAUAAAAGAAACAUCAGAAAAUCAAGAUAAAAUAAAAUACAGUAAUCCCCACAAAGUGGGACACAGUGGCACUCUGACCUGUGCUGGUGUGAAGCAGCAAAGAAAGAAGAAGAAGCUGAUUGUGGGAGGAACUUUUAUUGCCUGUGUUCCUUUUUUCUGAUUGGUUUAUCCUGUUACUUUGUGAAAGUUAUGCUGCUGUGGAGCUUAAGGAAAGAAAAAACAAAGUACAUUGAUGAUGGUAGAUGUGCCUAAAAAAUCCAAUAGUGUAAAACUAAAAAAAUGAAGGCUCAAACAAAGAAAAUGUUGGUGCAAUAUUGUAUAUUCGGUUUAGAUAGGUGAAUAAUUGAAUGAAAUGAUAGUCACAAAGAUGGAGCCGUCAAUAGGCUCAAUCACAGCAUAAUGUGUAGUUUAAGACUACACUCCUAUAAGCAUGAACCAAAUGCCCAGAAGUGUGUGUAAAAAUUUUUACUAUUUAUUAAAGCGUAUCUCCCGCAGUAUGCCUGCACCAGAUCAGUGUGGCCACGCUGUCACAGUGCCCGAAUGACAUUGCGAGGUGACCUCAUCUGAUCGGUGUGGUCACACUAAAGGAGGGAGAGGUUACUCACCUUGCAUCCAGCACCUCUCCCUCUGCACAGCUCCUGUGACAGUGGCCGGGCCCAGUGUUAGGAAGGACGCCGGCCGCGGCAAGGCAGAGCUAUAUAUUAGCGCCACCCAUAAUUAUAUCACUAGUGACGUGAACGUGCAGGCGGCCUCAAGUUCUCGCUGUGCAAGCACCUUCUGGGGUCAUGGAACCCAAUUUAGCAAAUAGGUUUACAGGGUUAUAUAGAGAUAGAGAAAAACCUAUCAGGGAGAAUGUGUCCGGUUACUCUGAGGUAGGGGGGAAUAACCCCAAGGAUUAAUGAACUAAAGAAUAGAUAGAAGGAAAAAAAAGGGUGAACCAUUUAGUAGAUGAACCCUUCUGAAAUCCAAGUAACCCAGAUAAAAAGUAACAUUUAAUUUAGUGUAAAGAAUUUAUGUAAUAAAAAAAUAAGAAUAAGCAGAGUAAAUAUAGCUUCUGCUUAGAUGGGAGUAAAUAAAACUCCUUAAUCACAUAAGGAAAAAAUAUAUAAGAAGAGCCUUAACGGCGAAACGCAUGUCGGGACUUUAUUUGUAUGGUGUGGCUUCUAUGAUGAGGGAAGACAUGCUUUAAUAUAUUCAGACUAUACCACCCAUACAAGAUUUAUUAUUUUAUUAUAUAUAUUUAUUUAUUUCAUUUGCACUUUUUCUUCUAUUCUUUAUUCCAGUUUUCGUUCUGUGAUUUCUAAACAUCCUGCAUUUACUCUAGUUAGAGGAGGAGAGGUGGUUACUAGUAUUUAACCCCUUAAGGACCAAACUUCUGGAAUAAAAGGGAAUCAUGACAUGUCACACAUGUCAUGUGUCCUUAAGGGGUUAAGUGGUGCCCUCGAAGGCACAGCAGAGUAGGGAAGCUAGUGUCUCCACUUUUAGUGUCUCCACUUUUAGCUUUCUCUCCUGCCUAUAUAUACCAUUUUUUGCAGGGCUUGCCGUUCUACUAGUAUUCAAACCACAUUUAUCUGUUUCCCUCCUCUCUAUUUAUUAGACUGGCAACAUUUCUUACAUUUGCUGUUAUUCUGUAUCUACUUUUUGCAGUAUUUCCUCUUACGUCUAACUACCACUGACUCAUAGAGUGAUAUUAUUGAAUUCUUAUUAUUUAUUUAUUCCUGUUAUUUCUUUAUGUUAUCCAAAUAAUAGGGUUGUAUUUCUUUAUUACUUUAUUUAUUUUUUCCUUAUGUGAUUUAGGAGUUUAAUUUACUCCCAUCUAAGCAGAAGCUAUAUUUACUCUGCUUAUUCUUAUUUUUUAUUACAUCAAUUUUUUUCACUAUAUUAAGUAAAAGUUACGUGUGUGACAUGUCAUGAUUCCCUUUUAUUCCAGAAGUUUGGUCCUUAAGGGGUUAAACCCAAACCUGCAGGUGUUCAGUGCCGUGUCGUGGUUUCCAUCCCGUUGGUUAUCCAAGAGCGCGUCCAUGUUUAUUGUAUCUUUGGUUUUUUAUCUUGGCUUGACUUCCCGUAUUUCUGGUGUCCCUGAUCCUUUGGCUCUGUUCUUACCGUAUUUGUUCCUUUCUGUAUUCCUGAUCUCGGCUCAUUACUGGUUAUUCUUAUACGUUAAAUUCGGCCAUUCUAAGGCCUGGUAAUACAUUGUUACUGUUUGUUAUUUUUCCGUGUUUGACUUCAUUCUGCAUGUUGGGCCACUGGUUCAUCCUGACAUGGUGCUGGCUAACAUUUUUUUGCAGGGCUGCAUUGUAUCCCCAGUCCAGCCUUGCAAAAAAGGGGACAGCAUGGAUGUCAUUACAAUUAUGCCCCCCUCCUCCUGAAAAAAUUCCUGCAGCCCAUGAGCCUAUAGCGCUCCAACAUUUGAGUAGGAUGGGUCUCUAUACCACACAUAUAAUUCCUUGAAGUUCAUCCCUGACUAACGAUCAUGUCUAACACUUUGUGUUAAACUACAGAGUAUAAAGAGUGGUCCACCACUGGACCAAUGGGUUUGAGCCAUUAAUAAUUGGAACAAAUCAAAUUGUGGAAAUGGAUAAAUUUUAUUAUUAUUAUUAUUAUUAUUACUGGUAUUUAUAUAGCACCAGCAUAUUCCGCAGCGCUUUACAAUAUUAUCAAAAGGGGCGAUUUAACAAUAAAUGAGACAAUUGCAGAAAACUUACAGGAACAAUAGGUUGAAGAGGGCCCUCCUCAAAUGAGCUUUCAGUCUAAAGGAGGUGGGACGUAAAACACAACAGGACAGGAGAUAGCUAUUAAAUAAGGUGGAGUGAAGCAGAGCUGGAGGAGAGAAUAGAGUGCUGCCCUUUAGGAGAGAACAAGGGGCAGGUAUGUGAGGUAGAGGUUACUCUGUGUGGCCAUAAGAUUUCCUAAAGAGAUGGGUUUUGAGGCACUUUUUAAAUGAUUAAAGACUAGGGGAGAGCUUGAUGGUCGUAGGCAGGCUAUUCCAAAGGAAAAGAGCCACCCGCCAGAAGUCCUGCAAGCGUGAGUUAGCCGUACGGGAGUGAGCAGCUGACAGGAGAAGAUCAUGGGCAGAGAAGAAGAACAUGAUCAAAAGUGUCAAAGGCAGCAGAGAGCUCAGGAAGAAUUCACAUGGAGUAGUGCCCUUUGGAUUUAGCUGUGAUUAGGUCAUUGGUGACUUUAAUAAGAACAGUCUCAGUAGAAUGGAGGGGGCGUAAGCCAGACUGAAGAGGGUCAAGGAGAAAGUUGGAAUUGAGGAAACAAGUCAAACGGGUAAAGACCAGUCUUUCUAGAAGCUUUGAGGAAAAAGGGAGCAGGGAUAUGGGACGAUAGUUAGAAGGGGAGUAUGGUGUAAGAGUUUUUUUAAAGAUGGGUACUAAAGUAGCAUGUUAUAGGCCAGCAGGGACAACACCAGAAGAGAGAGAGCAGUUGAAGAUGUGUGUUAAGGAAGGCACAAAAUAAGAGGAGAGAGAUCUGAUAAGGUGAGACGGGACCAGUGGCAGAUCCAGGGGGGCAACGGGGCAAUUGUCCCCCCCCCAAGAUUCUCCCCUGCUGGCUAACGCAGGGCUGGCAUUGUCAAAGUGCCUGCAAUGUGUCUGCGAACCGAGGAGGGAGAUCAGAGAUCUCCCUCCCCAGUUCGCAGGCACUGUGCUGGCAGCCAGCGGGGGGAGUGAGAGAGGACCCGGGAGCUCGGCCUGCAGUUCCUCCGGGUCCUACUCUCGCGAGCACAAAGCGUUGCCGCGGUUACCAUGGCAACGCUCCAAAUCUCCCCUCCCGAGAUCAGGCUCUGGAUCCGCCACUUGAUGUGACAGGAUCAAGCGGGCAAGUGGUGGGGCGAGAGGAAAGGAGAAGUGCAGCCACCUCUUGUUGCCUGGGAGAAAGUAUGAAGGGUAGAAAAGGCAUGAUACAGGUGUGGUUGAGAAAUAGAGGGGCAAGGUGGUGAGAAUUCUUUCCUUAGCUCUUCAAUCAUGUCGGUAAAGUAGCAUGCAAAGCUAUCGGCUGUAGGGUUAGUUUGUAAGGUAAGUUUGGGGGAUGGCAGUAGCGGGGCAAAGAAGGGAGUUAAAGGUAUUAAAAAGACGCCUGGGAUUGCGGGAGCAUCACCUAAUGAGGGAGGAAAAGUCUGACUGUUUGGCAAGAGCAAGGGCUGCGCUGUAUAAACGCAACAUGAAUUUGUAGUGGAGGAAGUCUGACUGGGUGCAUGACUUCCUCCAGUAGCGUUCAGCAGAACGGGAGCAUCUCUCCAGGUAGCGUGUUGAUUUAGUAUGCCACAGUUGUGGCCGUGUUCUCCUCAAGGUACAUGUUUGGAGCAGGGAUGCAGCGUCCAGGGCAGAGGUGAGGGUAGUGUUAUAUGAGCUGAUAGCCAGUGAGGAACAGAAGAAAGUAGGGAUGUGUAGAAGUUGGGAAUCAAUAUUAGUUGAUAGCUGCUGGAGGUCAAUAUAAUUCAGAUUUCUUCAUUCAUUCAGAUUUGAAUGAAUUUCAAAUGAUGAGAAAGAGAGGGAAGGAGGGGUGGGUAGAGGUUUGAAGGAGCAGUGAGGUGAGAGCAGAAACCCUACACCAUCACCUUUGCUUUCAGAGUGUCUUGGGUUGUGGGAAAAUCGAAGACCCCCAAAGAUAGAAAGGCAGGGGUAGCGGUGUCAGAGGGAGAGAGCCAUGUUUCAGUUAAGGCUAGUAAGUCUAGGGAAUGAGAGAUGAAAAACCGUGCACAGCAAUGGAUUUAGUAACACUGCAAACAGAGCAUGCAUUCCAGAGUGCAGAAUGGAAAGAAGAAGAGAUUAUUGUGAUUCCUGCAGUUAGCACAUGGUGGGACCAGGAUUUGGAGAGUCAUCACCAGCUGGUAGGAACUGAUAGAUGUAAGAGAAGGUGGGAGUAGGAUUUAAACAUUUUGUGAGAGGGUUUGUAUUUAGAGGAUUUAGAAAGGGUUGGUGGAGAUAGGCAUAAGUAGAGUGUAUGGGAUGAAUAGAGAGGGGAGGGAAGUAAAGUGGGAGCAAUAAAAAUGGUGUCACCAGGGACAGGUGAGCAGAGGGAUAAAGAGAUUUAGCUAAUUAGAGAGGUGAGAGUGAAAGUAAAGAAUGUAAGGGAGAGCAUUCUCUAAGGAGAAUAAAGGAGUUUACAGUUGCAAGAAAAAGUAUGUGAACCCUUUGGAAUGAUAUGAUUUUCUGCACAAAUUGGUCAUAAAAUGUGAUCUGAUCAUCAUCUAAGUCACAACAAUAGACAAUCACAGUCUGCUUAAACUAAUAACACAGAAAGAAUGAAAUGUUGCCAUGUUUUUAUUGAACACACCAUGUAAACAUUCACAGUGCAGGUGGAAAAAGUAUGUGAACCCUUGGAUUUAAUAACUGGUUGAACCUCCUUUGGCAGCAAUAACUUCAACCAAACGUUUCCUGUAGUUGCAGAUCAGACGUGCACAACGGUCAGGAGUAAUUCUUGACCAUUCCUCUUUACAGAACUGUUUCAGUUCAGCAAUAUUCUUGGGAUGUCUGGUGUGAAUUGCUUUCUUGAGGUCAUGCCACAGCAUCUCAAUCGGGUUGAGGUCAGGACUCUGACUGGGCCACUUCAGAAGGCGUAUUUUCUUCUGUUGAAGCCAUUCUGUUUAUUUACUUCUAUGCUUUGGGUCAUUGUCCUGUUGCAACACCCAUCUUCUGUUGAGCUUCAGCUGGUAGACAGAUGGCCUUAUGUUAUCCUGCAAAAUGUCUUGAUAAACUUGGGAAUUCAUUUUUCCUUCGAUGAUAGCAUUCCGUCCAGGCCCUGACGCAGCAAAGCAGCCUCAAACCAUGAUGCCCCCACCACCAUACUUCACAGUUGGGAUGAGGUUUUGAUGUUGGUGUGCUGUGCCUUUUUUUCGCCACACAUAGUAUUGUGUGUUUCUUCCAAACAACUCAACUUUGGUUUCAUCUGUCCACCGAAUAUUUUGCCAGUACUGCUGUGGAACAUCCAGGUGCUCUUGUGCAAACUGGAAACGUGCAGCAAUAUUUUGUUUGGACAGCAGUGGCUUCCUCUGUGGUAUCCUCCCAUGAAAUCCAUUCUUGUUUAGUGUUUUACAUAAUGUAGAUUCGCUAACAGGGAUGUUAGCAUUUGCCAGUGACUUUUGUAAGUCUUUAGCUGACACUCUAGGAUUCUUCUUCACCUCAUUGAGCAGUCUGUGCUGUGCUCUUGCAGUCAUCUUUACAGGACGGCCACUCCUAGGAAGAGUAGCAGCAGUGCUGAACUUUCUCCAUUUAUAGACAAUUUGUCUUACCAUGGACUGAUGAACAGCAAGGGAGAUACUUUUAUAACCCUUUCCAGCUUUAUGCAAGUCAACAAUUCUUAAUCGUAGGUCUUCUGAGAGCUCUUUUGUGCAAGGCAUCAUUCACAUCAGGCAAUGCUUCUUGUGAAAAGCAAACCCAGAACUGGUGUGUGUUUUUUAUAGGGCAGGGCAGCUGUAACCAACACCUCCAAUCUCAUCUUAUUGAUUGGACUCCAGUUGGCUGACAUCUCACUCCAAUUAGCUCUUGGAGAUGUCAUUAGUCUAGGGGUUCACAUACUUUUUCCACCUGCACUGUGAAUGUUUACAUGGUGUGUUCAAUAAAAACAUGGCAACAUUUCAUUCUUUGUGUGUUAUUAGUUUAAGCAGACUGUGAUUGUCUAUUGUUGUGACUUAGAUGAUGAUCAGAUCACAUUUUAUGACCAAUUUGUGCAGAAAUCCAUAUAAUUCCAAAGGGUUCACAUACUUUUUUGUGCAACUGUAUAUUAUAAAGAAGGAUAAUUAGGAUUUUUAGUUAUGCAAAAUUACAAUCUAUUUGAACCUGUGCUCCCACAGCAUUUAGCCAGAGUCUUUCCUCAGAAUGAGAUCAUGUGACAUUUCAUGUAUUCCAUUUGUCUAUUUUGGCUUAAAUUUUCAUAGUCUUGCAUACAUUCUUUCUUUCUUUUUCUUUCUUUCUCUCUCUCUCUCUCUCUCUCUCUCUCUCACCUUCUGUCUUCACUUCAGCAUCUCCUUCCUUCCUUCUCUCAUCACUUCAGCAUGUUUCUCUCUGCCUCCAUUUCUUUAUUUCUCUCUUUCCUCACUUCACCAUCUUUCCCUUCCUUUUUUCCUUCCUUCCCUCCAUCCAACCCUCUCUACCUCCCUCACCCCAAAGAAAGUGUCAUGCUUGCUACUAGAAAGGAAUUUGAAAAUACUGUAACUAUUACUGCCCUCUGCGUUACAGACUGUUUCAGUCUACGAUACACAACUGAACUAUUGAAUCACUCACUAUGUUACUUUGUUCGUAUGUUUGAUAAUUCUGGACUCCUGACCUCGGCUUGUCCUGAUUACUCUGUUAGCUUUCAACUCCUAUGGUGACAUAGGUCCAGAACAUCACUUUGUCAUUUUCCAAUUUUGAAAUGGACAUCUAAUAUAUUUGCAACUUGACUUCCCCCCCAAAAAACUUAAACAAUCAGUAUAUAGCGUUACUAUUAUAACAGUGAGACUAUGGUAAAUAAAAAUACUGAGGCUUUAAUGUACCAAGUCAUAUCAGGAUUUUGAAAUGUCCUGUAAAAAUGAAAUUCAUGUGUGUGAAAAAACACUAAUAAAAGACUAACUUAUAAAUGGGGCUAACGUUUGUGAUAAAGUGGCUAGACCCUUCUACUUAAAUUAUGCCAUUUGGAAUACUCAGGGUUGCCUACUUUUAAAAAUAAUAUGCCAUUAGAGGCUAAUUUUCAUUCCUAGGCUGCCAUACUGCCUCAAAGGCAACAUAGGCCCAGAAAAUCACUUUGUCAUUUGGAAUAGAGUGAGGUGUUGGAAAGGGAUGUAGUGUGUAUUGUGUAGAAUAUAGUGAGGUGUGGGAAAGGGAUGUAGUGUGUAUUGUUUAGGUUAUGUAGUGUGUGUAUGGAAUAUGGUGAGGUGUGGAAAAGGAAUGUAGUGUGUAUUGUGUAGGUUAUAUAGUGUGUGUAUGGAAUAUAGUGAGGUGUGGGAAAGAGAUGUAGUGUGUGUAGGGAACACGGUGUGGUGAGAUAUGGAUGUAGGGAACACACUAUAGUGUGGGAUAGGGAUGAAGUUUGUAUGUUUGUAGGUGUGUAAGUCACAUAGUAUGGGAUAGGGAUGUAGUGUGUGUGUGUAGGACACAUAGUGUGGGGUGGGAUAGGGAUGUAGUGCGUGUAGGGCACAUAGUGUGGGUGGGAUAGGGGUGUAGGGCACAUAGUGUGGGGUGAUCAGGAUGUAGUAUGGGUAGGACACAGUGUGGGGUGGGUUAGGGAUGUAAUGUGUGUAGGGCACAUUGGGUUUAAAUGUUGCAUUCUUAAUGAUGCAAAGUAUAAAUAAAACACACAACAACCUUAAAUAGGUUUAUUUUGAUAAAUUAAAACAUUUUGCGAAUGGCCGUGACUUUUAUUACGAAUUUCACAAUCCCAAUUUAAACAUCCAUAAUAAUAUUAAUAAUAAUCAACUAUCACUUUAAACCAAAACCAAAUAAUCAUUAACCAUUUCCAGGCUCCGUCCCUUAAAGGACCACUAUAGUGCCAGGAAAGCAAACUCGUUUUCCUGACACUAUAUGGUCAUUAGGUUCCCCCCCAUCCUCAUGGCAACCCCUUCAAACCCUUCUCCUUUUGUCUGAUAUUUGGGUAUAAUGUGUUUUCUUACAGUUCUCUUAAUUGCAAAAAACCUGUUUGAGGUUGCUACUUCUAAAUUUUUAGACUUGCUGCCCUUUCUAUGCACGACAGGAAACCCUACAAAUUUCACAGGUGCACAAAACCUUGUUGAAGCUACUCUUUCGGGUUUUAUGUUGAUUUUUUUUGUAUUUUAUAUCUGGGACAGGAAACUCACUAGCUCUCAACAAUGCAGAAGUAGUAGCAUAUAGUAGAUGUACAUUAAAUAACACUCAUUUAUAUAUGAUGUAAAAAUGUACAUUGCUGCUAAUUUAGUGUGGAGCUCUGAUUUCUUUCAUGUUAUUUUCUAUUUGAUAAUUUUUUUACCUGGGUCCACUUAAAAUGUAUCCGUCAUGUUACACAACUUAAAGGGACACUCCAUUGCCCAAAAUAAAUAGAUAAAUAUAUAUAUUUGUUGUGAGGUGUAAGGGAUACUCACUAAGGUGUUUUGAGGACUUUCUAUUGUAUUUCAUUGUGUCACACUGUAAUACUAUUAUAUUGCAUUGUAGAUAAAUAUAUAUAAUCACUGUUUAGUAGAUAUACCCUGUGACAAAACCCCUACUUUGCUUUCCCCAGAGUCAUUCUCCUACUCAGUUCGGACAUUUCCUUAAUAUUUUAUUCCUCUAUUCUGAUACCAUUCGAAGAGACUAAGUACAGAACACCGACCACUGCCCUGGCUUAUUAAGUUCAAACAAACCACAAGAAUUCAGUGCUCUCUUUGUGUUCCUAUAACCGAACGCCACGUGGUGGAGAAAACGGUGGCCAUCUUUUUGCAUGAAAGCAGUCAGUGGGACUUAGUCGUUGAGUGCCUGGAACUCUGAGGCAGCCACUCGACGGUCCAAACACUGGUGAAAACAUACGAACGCCUGUUUCUGUUCGCGGCAAGCCAGGAGAGCGCUGUUCGGCAGGUUUGUUCAACUGAAUGUCCCGAACAAACACUGUCCUAUGAGACAGAGGAUCUGUUCACCAUUUUAUCCAUUCAACUUUUUAUUUUUUUAAAAACUCUCAAACUAGACCGACCGCUACCUCUAAAACUAUGGAACUAUUUUGGGUAAACAUCUCCAGAGCGGUCAGUCAAAUCUUCACCCCAGGAGCGAUUCGACUAUGUUCAUGGGAUCUGAGCGCUUUUCGGAUAUGUUUGGCGCUCAGAUCCAAGCUAUCUGGUGAUAUGUAGACUAUGGGGGUUCAGGUAUGCGAAAUAUGACUUUAUGUAAGUGUUUUGUGAAAAAGUAAAUAAUCUCUGUGCCUGGAGACAAUGGAGUUUAAUACAGAACUUAACCCAAUUAUCUCCCAAGUACAGAGGAGGGAUUAUACUGUUGUAUGUGGGAGUAUCCUGGACCUGAGAGUCAAUGUCAUUGGGUGAUUGUUUUGUACUGCUUUCCCGUCUCCGAGGGAAGUGCCCCUUGCAUGUGGACCUGCAUAAAAGGCCAGCGUUGGCUUCCAUUAAACACAUUGUUUUAUCCCUUCAUGAAGUCUUGGCUCAUGUUUGGGGAAUUGAGUUAUAAUCACUACAACUUCUUCUAUGCCUGGAUUUUGGGAGAUUCUUCACAGAUAUACUCAGUCGAUGUAUAGGGGAUCCAUUACAUACCCCAAAUGAAAAAACGCAUUUUGUUUUAUUGCAUGUAUAUCGAAAAACAGCUUGUAAAAGCUGCAGAUCUCUGGCCUAAAGCCUUUUCCAGCCCUCCCCUACUAAGCCAGCCAAUGCUUUAUGUCGCUGUCCAAUCACAGACUUCCAAUGCAGCGUAAUGAGAAGUCUUUGUGAUUGCUGCCUCUUGAGUUUAACUCCUUUGAGCUAACCAAACCAGGAAGUAACAGGACUAGCUGUCUACUUGAAAGCCAUGGGGGUGUACCAGAUUAAUUUUAAAAGGGCCAAUUUCUAUUGAAAUCUGCACUUUUUGCAAAAUGACAAAUAGGACACACUCGUGUCACAUAAAGCAUUUCAGCAAGCUAAAUUGGAGUGUUCCUUUUUUAUGAAAUUAUAACUAUAUCACAUUUCAUCUACUCAAAGAUUGUUAAUAAAUGUAUAGAUUAUAUAACACCAUUACAUGACUCCCAACAUCCUCCACAUCAGCAGGACAAUCAUUAUUUUUUGGUCCUCUCCUGCCAUCCCAACUUUGUUUCUGGUAUCCCACUUUUGAGGGGGGGUGGAAUAAUGAGACACUUAGGGGGACUAAGGGAAUUAAGUACAUUGGGGGACUGUGACACAUGGGGACUGAAAUACAUGAGGGAAUGAGAUACAUGGGGGGGACUGGUGGAAUGAAAUACAUGGGGUGGCUGGGGAGAUGCGUCACCUGGCAAUGACAGACAUGGGGGAUAAGGGAAUAAGACACAUGUGCAGCUGUGGGAAUUAGACACAUGAAUGGGGGGCUAAGGGAAUAAGACACGGGCGUUAAUAGAAUGAGACACAUGGGGGGCUGGGGGAAUAAGACACAUGGGGGCUGGGGGGAGAAUGAGACACAUAAGAGGGCUGGGGAAGAAUGAGACACAUAAGAGGGCUGUGGAGAAUGAGACACAUAAGAGGGCUGGGGGAGAAUGAAACACAUAAGAGGGCUGGGGGAGAAUGAAACACAUAAGAGGGCUGGGGGGAGAAUGAGACACAUAAGAGAUCUGGGGGGAGAAUGAGACACAUAAGAGGGCUGGGGGAGAAUGAAACACAUAAAAGGGCUGAGGGGGAAUGAGACACAUGGGAGGGCUGGGGGGAGAAUGAGACAUGUGGGGGGACUGGGUAAAUGAGACAUGUGGGGUGGCUGGGGGGAUGAAAUUGGUUCUGUUGAAUACUCCAAUAAAUUAAAUUGUGGGUCUUGAAUAUUUCAAAAUUUUAACAUGAGGCUCCCAGAGACAUGAAGUUUAGCCACCCCUUUUAACUGUGAACAUUGCAGUUGCUGAGUUUAUGUACUCUUCAAAGAAAUGCACAUUUUAAAGUCCAUCAUGUGGAUAUCUAACUUUAUUUUUACAGUAAAAAGUGUUUGACAUUUUCAAAGGGGUUUUGUAAGCUGCAAGUAAAAAUCCCAGAAUUCUUUGAUAGCCAGCUGCUGUGAAAUGUACUCUGCUUGUAGAACACGAGAUAUACAUUCCUAUCUGUUACCACUUGCAUGUCUGAUGCAUUAUAUGAUUAUUUCUCAUACUCUUUACUUUCCCAUCACUUCCCAUUUCUGCUAAUGAAUAAAGGGUGUAGAACCCAACAUUGCAUAUGUGAUGCUAUUUUGGGCACCAGUUUUGCAGAACUAGAAAUGGUGUAGAGACGAUCUACAAAAUUAAUAGAGAUGGGGUGGAGGGUGCUUUAUGUUGUGAAACAUUCUGUUGACUUCCAUGGUGAUUGCUCCUUACUUUGCACAUUGCCCCAUUUUUGCCUUGAUAGUUGUCACCUCUAACCGUGUGCCUAAUAACCUUCUACUCAAUGUAUUAUGAUUUAAUGUGUUUCCUUUAUAUUUGUUUCAGGGUUCCCGCAUUACACGUCACAGAGAGCUGAACAUGAAUCAUUACGCAAACAAAAAAAGUGCAGCAGAAAGUAUGCUGGAUAUAGCCCUCCUCAUGGCGAACGCCUCCCAGCUGAAAGCUGUCAUAGAUCAAGGACCCACUUUUAACUUCUACAUCCCUCUCAUCGUCCUUAUAUCAAUCUCACUCGUAUUGCAAAUUGUGGUGGGCGUUCUCCUAAUCUUCAUUGGUUGGUAUCAAUCUAUCUGUCUAUUGUCUACCAGCCUUGACCUAAUCCAAAUGCAUUACCCCUAGACUCCCAUAAACUCACACAUUCCUAUAUGUACCUGACAGAAUGGUGUCUGAAAUGCAAGUGCAGUUAUACAUGUUAGAGGGACUGUCAUAUUAUUUUGAUUUAUUUUUACCUCUGCUUUAUCAUUAGAAGCCAAAGUGAAACCCCCCAACCCCCCAACGGACGUGUCUGUUUAUUUUUGGUAUUCAAUUUACAUUUACAGGCUUAUUCACUGAAGGCUGCAUUUCAAAUGUUACAGCAAAAAAAAAGAAUUUGAAAAACUCUCUAAGUCAAUACUGUCUGAACAAUUAUUUGAAUUCACACUUUAAUUUAUAACUCUGUGUAUCCUGCCUUGGAGCUGAUUGUAAAGUUGUAUGGCCAUUACAAUCAGGAGCAAAUGUCGGUGUGAGAUGUCUUUUGUUGUUUUUUUUUACACCAUCGAAAGUCUUGUUUUUAGGUAAUUCAAGCACAGGGACAUAAUUUGGUCCAUUACAUGUAAAUGUUAAAACGGAAUGUGAAAAAUGGAAGAGCUUCCAGUUGUGUGGAUCUAUACAUUAUCUAUGCAUUUGAUAAAUACAUGGCUGGCAAAAUCUAUACAUUAACUAUGCAUUUGAUAAAUAUAUGGAGAAUACAGUGUAUAGAUUUAGUUGUAUUACUUCAGACUGUCAUUCAUGUCAUGUCAUGCUUACUGUUGAUACAUUUUCAUGCAGAUUUACUUCUUAGUUUCAUAUCGGUCCAUUCUCCGAGUAUUGCUUUAUACCGCUUGAAUUUUUUUCAAUUUAAGAGUAAUGACAUGGUUUUUAUUUUGCAGUGAAAUAUGACCUUAACAACCCAGCUAAACACGCUAAACUGGAUGACCUCAACAAUGCCGCCACCGGCCUCGUAUUCAUUAUUGUUGUUGUAAACAUUUUCAUUACGGCCUUUGGAGUUCAGAAACCUGUGGAUGAUGCCCCUAAAUCAUAACAUCCAAUCAAUUGAGCGGCCAUGUUUAGAGCUGCUAGGUAUGUGGUAACUUAAAUAAUACUCCAAACAUUUCAAAUGGACAAAGAGGGAAAUUUUCAUUUUUGGGGUAUGAAUGCAGGUGUGACCAGGGGCAAAGCUAUUCUGAGAAAUUUUAGGUGGCUUAAUAAUUUAUGCAAAUAAAAUGUAAAUUAGGACAAGAACAUUAUUUACACAGACAGAUUUCUGAACAAAUUUAUUGUAGUGUAAAGAUACAUUACUGCUUGCCUCCCAAGUGUCUUUUUUUUAGCAGGACAGUCACAAUUUUAAAGUGCUGUUCUGGCCUCAAGCUUUAGUUUCCUGGUGUCUCGCAUUUGGUAACAGUGUGUAUUGUUAGACGCGCUCACACUGCAUAGGACUAUGCUUUAGCAGCGCUCUCUGCAUGGUCCUGAAAGCUGGGAGUCGACAAGACAGCCUGUCAGGUGGCAGGCUGACCCGCCUGAUUUUGGAUCAGACUGCCCCUAUUCCAGACGGCCUGCCCAUUGUGGGCAUCGCUAGUGACACAGUUUGCAUCACUGGUAAAACCCUGUCAGGACUCUGCCCAAACAAAUUGCUUUUUAGAGGACCAGUGUUGGGAGGUAUGUUACUGUGAGUAUCAUUGCUUUAAAGUUCUGUUAUACACUCACACACCAACAAUAUGGAGCUCCUAGAAAAGGACAUUAGGAUGUUGGCCCAAAAUAGGGACUGCCCCUUCUAAAUAGGGACACUUGGGAGGUAUGCUUAAAGUUGUAACCAACACUAAGGUUACAGGUUACUCAUUACAAUUGUGCCAUAAUGCACUCAGCAAAAAGCCCCAUCCAAAGAUUUCAAUAUUUCCGCUCAAGUGGCCAAGAAUACAUCUUUAAUUUGAUCCAAAAAGUCUGCGUGACUUCUCACAAUAAAGCGAACUGUAUUAAAUUUGCUUGUGCAAUCUGUUCUUAUCCACUUGUAUUACGCCCAUACCUAUCUCCACACUAGAGAACUUGAAGGUUACUAAUUAACCUCUUGUUAGUAUUAGGCAAAUAUUAAACGUGAUUGUAUGUGGAAGGACUAUGCUAGAAGGUGCUAUUUGUAUAAAAAAUCAGAUUGUAAUGUAUAUGACGGGGCUAAUGUUUUAACACUGCAUUUAGGCGUUUUAAUGGUGCUGUUAGCUGGUCAUUGUGUAUUUUGGUACUCCUCUAAUUAUAGAUUCUAACUUAAGUUAAGAGUUGUAGUUACACUUAGGCAGCAGUUACAUGACCUGUAAGGAAUUUUCAGGGGGACUUACUCUUUUAAAAAUAAGAAUUACACUUUCUACCAUUGUAAUAUUUAGAAAAAUAAAAGGAAUACUAUAGUGCUAGGAAUACAAAGCUGUAUUCCUGGCACUACCGAUCCCUCUGCCUCCCUCCCCGGUAAAUGAAGGGUUAAAAAAAUUCUCGGGAACUGCAAUGUUUAAGAUUGCAGCCCUGGGUGCAAAAGGGACACGGCACCCAGACCACUUCAAUGAGCUGAAGUGGUCUGGAUGCCUACAGUGUCCCUUUUAUGUAGCAGUAAGAUCCAAUGCAAAAUUACACCUUACAGAAUUCAAGCUGAACCCAGAACUUGUAUAUUGAUCAUCUAUUAAAAGGACUCCCUGUACACCCAAUCUACUACAGGUAUUUGGUUAAAUUAUGGUGCAGUGAAUCUUUCAAUGUUCUUCCCAGAUUUUAUGUUGAAGCAGUUUCAAACUGUUUGAAAAGAAAACACAAAUUUAUUUUUAUCAACACCCACAUUUCAUCCCCUCUGUAGCUGCUCAGAUAAUCAGAAAUUUUACUUAUGUAUAAUCUGACCAAAGCCAUGUAAUCUUAGAUGGCAGACAAAGGCUGCAAGCUCCCAUCUUAUCAUUGCUAAGGUGGGGUAAUGUGUUCUUCCUUAUCUACGUGGCAUGGCGUGCUAAAGUAAGACCCAUUUCAGACCUCUACUAAAUGGUUUGAGAUAAUCAGACAAUUGCAACAACUUUUCGCAUAUUAACCUCUACAGUGCUUCUAGAGUUCUGUACCUACGCUGAUAACACUGGCGUACAUACCAGAGUCGCAGGGGUCGCGACUGCGACCGGGCCCGGCCCACCAGGGGGCCCGGCCGCCCCUGCGACCCGGUAUGUACGCCCAGGGCCAGCCUCUUCCCCUGGGGGGCCCAGGAGCCGACCACCCCAGGGCCCCCUGAGGCUGGCCCUGCUGACCCCGGGUGGCCGGUCGGGCAGGCAGGCGGGCGCGCGAGGGAGCACUCAGUGCUUCCUCUUCAGCUCCCUCGCGCACCGCAAUGAUACCGGAGCCGGAAGAUGACGUCAUCUUCCGGCGCCGGCAUCCCUACGCGGCGCGCGAGGGAGCUGAAGAGGAAGCACUGAGUGCUCCCUCGCGCGCCCGCCUGCCCGACCGGCCACCCGCCCAGGAGCCCAGCACCACCACUGGACCCCAGGGAAUAAUCCCCCCCAGCACUCCAAAAGGUAAGGAGGCUGGGGGGAUUAUAUUAAAAAAAAAAAAAGUGUGAGUGUGAGUGUUAGUGAGUGUGAGUGUUAGAGUGAGUGUUAGAGUGUGUGUUAGAGUGAGUGUUAGAGUGAGUGUUAGUGUGUGUGUCUGCUAGUGAGUGUCAGUGAGUGUGUUACUGUGUGUGUCUUACUGAGUGUGUGUGUGUUAGUGAGUCUGUUUGAUGUCUGUUAGUGAGUGUGUGUUUGUCAAUGAGAGUGUAUGUUUUGUAAGUGAGUGUGUAUGUAUGUCUGUCGCUGACUGUAUCUCUGUCAGUAAAUGUGUGUGUCUGUUAGCUAGUGUGUAUGCGACUGUAAGUAAGUGUGUGUGUCUUCAGCACUUACCUUUCUCCAGCGCCGGACUCCCUUGGCGCUGAGGAUCCCUCAGCCUCUCAGCUCCGAAUGCGACCGCGCACGCAUUCAAACCGCCCAUAGGAAAGCAUUACUCAAUGCUUUCCUAUGGACGUUCAGUGUGCUCCUCUAGCGGCUGUCCGUGAGACAGCCACUAGAGGCUGGAUUAACCCUCAGUGAAACAUAGCAGUUUCUCUGAAACUGCUAUGUUUUCAGCUUCAGGGUUAAAACUAGAGGGACCUGACACCCAGACAACUUCAUUGAGCUGAUGUGAUCUGGGUGUCUGUAGUGGUCCUUUAAAGGACCACUAUAGUGCCAGGAAAACAUACUCGUUUUCCUGGCAUUAUAGUGCCCUGAGGGUGCCCCCACCCUCAGGGACCCCCUCCCGCCCGGCUCUGGAAAGGGGUAAAACUUACCUUUUUCCACCGCUGGGCGGAGAGCUCUCCUCCUCCGAUCCUCCUCUUCUCCUCCCCGUCGGCUGUAUGUGCACGCGCGGCAAGAGCUGUGCACGCAUUCAGCCGGUCACAUAGGAAAGCAUUCAUAAUGCUUUCCUAUGGACGCUGGCGUGCUCUCACUGUGAAAAUCACAGUGAGAAGCACGCAAGCGCCUCUAGCGGCUGUCAAUGGGACAGCCACUAGAGGAAAUAGGGGAAGGCUUAACCCACUCAUAAACACAGCAGUUUCUCUGAAACUGAUAUGUUUAUGAAAAAAUGGGUUAACCCUAGCUCGACCUGGCACCCAGACCACUUCAUUAAGCUGAAGUGGUCUGGGUGCCUAGAGUGGUCCUUUAAGUGUGUGUGCAUCUGCAUGCACUGGCGUACAUACCGCGGUCGCAGGGGUCGCAGCCCUGUAACCCCUGCGACCAGGUGCCCACCGCCAUGUGUUGCGGCCCAGCCCGCGCGGGGGGGCCCACGGAUCAAUUUUCGCACCGGGGCCCCAUGGGUCAUGUGUACGCCACUGGCUGAUAAGUAAGUAUUUUUCGGAAAUAUUUGGCAAGACUUGGGAGUGAAGUGUAUGUAUGGUUCUAAAGCAUCUAAACCACCUGCUCGUUCCUAAGUAUUGUACCAACUGAUAAGACAAUAAGGAAUUUGUUGUGCAUUUAAAGUAGUUUGUAGUUGUUGUUGGACUUUUAUGUGAAUUAUUAUUUUUCUAAAAAAGAUAUGUAUUUUCUUUGCACUUGUCAUUACAAAUAUGUCAACAGGUAUGACCAGUAUAAUAGGUAAUAACAGGUUAUUUUUAACACGAGCAGUGCUUGGUAAUCAUAUUUGUUUUCUAACACACCUAUCAUAUAACCCUGUGCCUGGGAGCAUCCAUACUUCAUUAUAAAUCAUGCUGCAUUCCCUAGGUGAAUAUCAAGGCAAACAAUAACAUUUUUAACUUUUUAUAGGUUAUAAAAAUGAUGGUCUUUCUCAAUAGCAGUAUGUGUAUCAGUAUUAGUGUCCCCCUUCACCAGUUUAAAUCUGCAUGUAUUUGCAGGCAGUUCCUUCUAGCCACCGCCUGGUAAAAUGUGAUAGCGUUACCAUGGUAACACAUGCUAAUGCUCUGAUACUGUAGAAGGAGCAGAGACCUUGGUUCAGCCACCCAAAUUCUCCUUCCUACCCUCGUUAUCAGAGGCCCUGGCAGAUGUUCUCCCUAAGGCAACCAUGGUGCACCUUCGUGUGCCAUCCAUGCAAGAGCCAACUUGGGAGACUCUGACUGCCUUGACUUGGCUUCUCAGUGGAAGGACGCCACAUGUUCUGGUACCCUCUUUAGAUAUGCUACUGCAACUUAGCCCUGCUCUGCUCAAUAUAGAAUGUUUUACCUCCAGCUACACUGUUACAUAUGCUGAAAAGAGAUGUGUCCAUCAAGUUCAGCCUUUGUAAAGUAAACACUAUGCUGUAAGACCUAAUUGAAAAUCAAACAAAUUUUUCUAUAUCGUCUGUGAGUGACAGCCAGUGGCGGUGUGAUUAAGGCUGUAUAAAAGGAAAGUAUAGUGAUUUAACUCCUAAAUGGCAGAGAAUUGAGCAGCGAGACUGUAUGGCCAUGAUUUUUUUUAAUUUUUUUAACAUCAGAAUAUGGUAUUUGCUGUUUCAUUCCUUGAAUAGUCAUAGUUGAAGUUAUCAAAUACCAAAUCAUCAUAUGUAUUGUUCAAUCUCUCUUUCUCUGUCUCUUAUCUAAUUACUUUUCUAUUUCCUUUUUUUUGUUUAUCUAAAAACUAUUAUAAUUUUAUUAAACUAUCAUAUACAUCACAGACUAACUAACAAACAGACAUUUGCUCGGUUCGCGGUGCAACAAAAAAAAAAGAAAGAUGAAAAAAUUCCCAUAUCAGGCUCGGAGGGGGGGUGGGGGGGCAACAUAAUUUCCUAUACAGAAAGGAAAAAGUACGGCUAGUGAAAAAAAAGAAAAGGAAAAAUCCACUAGGAAGAGAGAAGAUAAGGGGGAAAAAAAACCUCAUUGUUCAGGGUCUAGUUUUUAAUCCAUUUGUCCCAGUAGGUAAAAUGAUGUCCCUUUUUUGGUGCGGAGUUUGUGAUGGCCCUUUCCAUUUUACAUUGAAUAAUGCUUUGAGCAUGGAUCUUAGGCUAAUUAUCUACCUUAGGAGAUUUCCAAUUUCUGGCUAUUGAUGUUUUCACAGCCAUUAAGAUGUGAAAAAUAAUAGGUCUAAAUUCUUUAUUGAUCACCGUCAUAUCCAUAUGUAAUAGAGCCAUACUUUGAGUUAGAUUGAUCUUUAUUUCCAAUAUGAUAGAUAUUGGUUUAGUUCCUCCCAUAAGGGUCUAAUUUUCAGGCAAUCCCAACAAAUAUGUUUGAAGUAUGCAAUUAAUUCAUUACAUCUCCAACAAUUAGGUGGGGCUGUAGGAUACAUUUUUGCUAUUUUGUAAGCAUUUCUAUACCAUCUGUUUAGUAUUUUAUAAUAAGUUUUGUGUAUAUUUAAACAAUGACAAACUUUAUAUAGCGUAUUUAAGCACUUUUAAGCAGUUUUGUUGUAUAGAUCAUGCCCCUACCUACACUGUUCUAUACAACAAAACUGCUUAAAAGUUUUUGUUUGUUUUUGUGCUUAGAACAUCCCAUUAAAGCCAUUCAUUCAGUGAUUUAAUACUGAAGGGAAGGAUAGGGCUAGUGAACUCCAGGCAUUAUAACCAUUUGGUGAGUUGAAGUAGUUUGCCUGAAGUGUCCAUUUAAAUAUUUAUUUAGAGUGUAUUUUAAAAUUAAUUUGUCUUAAAAUGUAUAACUAAAAUUCUUUGUCUCACCUUUUCUUUUUCAGGUUUAACCCUGUGAAGAUACUGUAAGGUCCCAUUUUUUCAUAUGACAUGCAACAAAAUAUAAUGCCAACUUGUCUUCCUAUUAAAACUAGCCACAUGGACAAUGGAACUUUAUUACACACUUCCUGUGUGCGUCACAUAUUGUGGAAACAUGUCCUAAGACUACAAUCUAUUCAGAUAAUUCUUCUACAUUCAACAACAACAGAGGGGGGGAAAAUCAGCUUGUAGUUUUUACAGUCAUCCCUUUAUUUCGUGGAGAGGGGACCCAUUUAUUAGGACACCUAGUGAUGUACUAUCAUGAGACCUGGAUAUGUGUUUAAUUUUAAUACCACUGUUAAAGGGCAGAUAUUUAGGCAGUCACGUCUUGCGUUAAUGGACAAUUUGUCAGCAUGGCUUUUUGUACAUGGAUUAAUGAUCAAAUUCCAAUAUGAACCAUGCGUCCUGCACAUUUCCUGCACGUUUUGGAGCCAAAGGAUUUUUCUACCAGGCAUUUUUAUUUCUCUUCUUUAUUACUGCAAAUUAUUUUAUAGCAUGAGAUUGUUUACUACAAAUGGAAAAUGUGUAAAAAGUAGUUUAUUUUUUGUAUUUUUUUAAUGCUAUGUUUUAGAAUGCACCCAACAUCAGAUAGAAGGAAGACAUAUUUCAAUUAGAAGGACUUGCUAGGUUGUUCGUCCCUUUAUUUUCAUUCAUGUCCAGUUCUUGAAUGCUCAGUCCACAGCUCAGUUUUCUCGAGAAGGGAGAGAGCAUUCCCUAUUGUACAUGCGGUGUAUACACACUGCACACACAAUAUGGACAAAAUGUGGAACUGCGUGUUCCAGACACUAUACUGAUAACCCUGGUGGUCUGUCUUAUAACUGUGGUGAUUUUUACAAUUUCACUGUCGGUAUAUCCCAACUUGAUUAAAGACAAUGGGAUCAGGGAACUCGAAGCACCAUGAAGUUGCACGGACAAAAAGUGUAUAUAGUGCUUAGAUUGACCUUUAAAUUGUCUUUAAAUUAUUAUUCUUUGCACCUAUUUACUUUUUCUCUUCUUUUUUUUAGCUGGCUGUUUCUUGAGUUUGUUUAGCAGUUGUGUUUUUUCUUUUUGUUUGUUUUUUUACUUUGUUUAAAAAAAAAAAAAAUACAAUAUGUAAUAUAUAUUGUCCUGUAUUCUCAAAAGUCCAGGAACUUGAAUAGCAUAAGCAGUUCAAAAACUGUAUUUUCCCUACACUGCGUAGUGCUGGGACCUAAUCAGCUUAAAGGAUCACUAUAGUGUCAGGAAAACAAAGUGGUUUUCCUGACACUAUAGUGCCCUGAGGGUGCUCCCACCCUCAGGGUCCCCCUCCCAAGGCGCUGAAGGGGUUACCUUACCUUAUUCCAGCGCCGGGCUCCCACGGCGCUGGUGACUUCUCCUCCCCCGCCGACGUCAGCGCCCUCUGCCGACGUUAGCGGAGCUGAAUGCGCAUGCGCGGCGCAUUCAAGCUGUCAAUAGGAAAGCCUUUCUCAAUGCUUUCCUAUGGACACUCUCUGCGCGAUGGAGGCAUAACAUGCCUCCAGCGUCGCAGAUGCGCCUCUAGUGGCUGUCGGGAAAACAGCCACUAGAGGCUGGCUUAACCCUGCUAUGUUUGGCUUAAAACUGCUAUGUUUGCAUCUGCAGGGUUAAAACCCUAAGGGACCUGGCACCCAGACCACUUCAUUGAGCUGAAGUGGUCUGGGUGACUAUAGUGUCCCUUUAACUACAGAAAUAGCAUUUUCUGACAUCAUGAACUCAGCAUUUCUUUUUCCAAUUCUUGUUGAAAUGGUCAUAUUUUCAAGUAGUGAUUACAGCAACAUUUACUGUGAGUACAUUGUGUUAAUUUUAAACUUAACAAUAUUCCCAACACACUGAGUUACAUACAAGAAACAUGUAGGUGACAGAGCUGCUUUAAUUGUGUUGUAUCUGCAGCUCAUUGUAGAUAAAAAAAAGUAUACUGUUACUGUAUGUAUAUAUACAAAUUAAUGUUACAGGGCAUGUGUUACAUGGACAAGUGCCUUCCUAUAUAAUAUACUGCGUUAACUCCUUACUGCCUGCAGAGUAUUUAUACACAGCGCGAUAUACACAACAACACAUACAGGGUUAUACACUAAAGUGUUAAUUCAAAGUGAAUAUCAAUAGCAUAGCUGACGUACAGAAUUUUUCCAGUUCUAGUCAAAAACCCCAGUAGUGAUUUGAUUAUGUUUUGUAUUUCUGCAUGAUCCAUUCCUGUUAUAAUGACUAAAACCUGUUUAUUUAUUUAGACUUUUGUCAGCAGCCAUUAUCUUUAUAAAAUAAUAGUUGAUGUAACGCAAGCAUCCUACUUUGAAUAGUGUUCCUUGCUAUACAGAUGAAAGGUCUAAUAAGGACUCGUGAGCGCUGGGGAGUAGUUCUACCUUGGUUGAGUUUCACCCCCUUCCCCUCUCAUACUGCCAGAGAAAUUAUGUCUCUGAAUCCCUAGCUAUCUAUUUAUCCAAAUUUAACCCCUUAAGGACACAUGACAUGUGUGACAUGUCAUGAUUCCCUUUUAUUCCAGAAGUUUGGUCCUUAAGGGGUUAAACAAUAGAGCAAAUCUGUGCUAUAUAAAUAAUGGGCUCCCAACGCAGUUGUCAUAAACCCGCAACUAUAUUACAAUACUUGGGGGAACAUUAUAUUAUUAAAUGAUAAAUUGGGAAAUUGUCUUUUUAUGACAAAAUUAUCUGACACACAUAUACAUAUAUAUUUAUAUUAUAUUUAUAUAUAAACUACAUAUAUAUAAUAUGUAUAUAUGCAAUCAUUACUGGGUGGACAAUGCAGCUUUAGACACAUUGUAUAGUCUAGAGCAGUGGUUCCAAAACCAGCCCUCAUUACCCACAAAUAAUCCAGGAUUUAUGCAUUUUCCUUUUUCUUUUUUUUUUAAUUCCAGUUGAGGUAGUCAGAAAACCUGGACUGUUGGUGGAUUGUGAGGACUGGUUUGGGAACCACUGGUCUAGAGAUAUAGGCAUACCUAUACCUAUUGUACACUAGUGGUAAACUAUAUUAUGUUAUGCACCUGUUAAAUAUAUCUUGUUUUCUAUCUAUCCAAAUGGAUCUAUUAAAUAUGGUUUUAUAUAUUCCAAAAAGCUUUAUUUUUAUUACAGAUGUUAGUUUUUGUUUAACAGAUUAUUUUAUUCAAGACUACAGAAUAAAUAGAGAAACACAUUGUGUAAAUGGGUUCUGUGUCAUUGUGAUUGGUUUUCAAAUUUCCAUCCAAAAAUAGUUAAACGCCCAUGGAGUGUUCCUUUAAGAGAUUGUCUCCCUAUUUAGUAGAUAUAACCCCAAGGAAAUCAUGCAUGUAUUUUUAUCUGCUUGCUUUCUUUGGUG
Messenger RNA from Pelobates cultripes (western spadefoot toad), 41356 nucleotides. Lineage: Eukaryota; Metazoa; Chordata; Amphibia; Anura; Pelobatidae. The record is from the annotation of a GenBank genome assembly.